CAACAAAAGCUAGCCGAAGUGACCACAACGCACUCAGAGGAUGGCUUCAGGAGGAGACUUUAGAACCUCAUAUUCUCGCUCUUUGAUUAAAUGAGCCUUCUGCUAUCACCUAAACUAUUUACUGUUAUCAUUAUCACAUCUUAUAAACAUAUUCCUUCAUCGCUUAAUGUUAACUCUGCUUCUAUUUUACUUUUGUAGGGCCAGUGGAAUGUCAUUAAGCCCUAGCCAAGUCAUCCGGCUGUUGGGUAACUGAAUAUCGAACAGACCAUCAAUCCCUGCCAAGGUCAAGGGCAACCAAUGCGCAUCAGUUAAUCAUAUGCCAUGGACUGGCCCAUGCAGCGGUAGUCCUACCACCUUCUGUGUACUCAUUCUUACUCAUACUUCCGUGGUAACUUUCUUUGUAUUAUACGGUCUUCAAAGCGGCUAUCGUACUUUAAUAGGUCGAAGAGGCAACCCACGUUAGAUGCUGACUGCGAGGUGUGAUUUCGAAGUCACCUGGUUCGUCACACCAUUCCCGUCUAAGUUCAGUAACCCCUCUGAUCAUUCGACGUAGAUCAUCAACAUUGAUGACCUACACUGUAAUACUCUAGUUUUCGCACACUAUCUUCAUUACCAAUUAACUAACACGUUUACUGCCUAUUUCUUGAAGACCUGGUUAGUUCCUAGCAUCCGAAUUUCCGAGUCAUUAUUUUUCACAUUACAACCAAACAACCCCCUGCCUGAUAACGUGAAAGGUGCUGUUAUCUAGAAACCCUACUGUUCCGAGACAAACGCAUUCACUCAAACUACAAGAUCUGUAAACCUACAAAUAACUAAUAAACUGACUAGGAUUAGUGCAAUCGAGUAACCAGACUACCGCCUAUUAAAAGUUAUUAAAAACUUGGAAGCGUAUAUAAUCAACAAGAAGUGAGUUCAAAGACACCAGUCGGUAUGCACAACUUCGUCUCCAAGAUAUUGGAUACUGGAAGGCAGUUCGGGGUUCUUUCAAAUCUCAAGGACGGCAUGCAAACUUUUUGAUAAAUUUAGGUCAUCUUUUUAUCAACUGCUUUUCAUAUGGACACAGUAUGUUACAGGUCUCGUUUUUCCAUAGGUUAUUCAUAGAAAAAACUUCCCGAGAGGUUCUUCAGGAAGAAGGCAGAGGCCUUCAACCGAAAGGUUAAAUAUGCUAAACAAAGUGUCACUCAGGUAGCGGCACUACACAAUGUAUUGCCUGGGUACGUUGCGUUUCUCUUCUUUAUGGCACUUAGCUAUCUUGAGAAGGAAGAUGAAAAUGAGAUAAUCACUCAAGAUGCUAUGUUGAAAGAAGUUGAUAUUGGUUCCGCAACUAAGGUAAAAUACUAUAAGCUUUAGGCGAAUAUGAAAACUAGCGUUUUGAUGUUAAACUACAGUAUGGACCGUAUGCGAUUGAUUAUUCACGAAACGGCAGAUUUUUAGCCCUGUGUGGUAAAUCAGGUCACAUAGCGGCAUUCGACUGGAUGGUGAAGAAGCUUCUUUUUGAGAUCACUGUCUCUAACGAAUGCAAGGAUGUUAAGUAAAAAAUUUAGUUGAUAAUCUCUUAGGUUUCUUCACCAAGAAACGUUCGUUGCCGUUGCAGAGAAAAGAUAUGUUUCCAUAUAUGACAAUCAAGGCUUAGAAGUACAUUGCUUGAAAAAACUGAGUGGGAUAUUACGAAUGGAAUUUCUCCCGUAUCAUUUCCUUCUGGUGUCUUCCGCUGACAAUGGAUUUCUUUAUUACCUAGACUGUUCUAUUGGUACGAUUGUCACUUCAAUACCUACAUAUAUGGGGCGCCUUGGUGUUAUGUGUCAAAACCCUUCUAACGGAGUUAUUUGCACAGGACACAACGAUGGUGUUGUAUCUAUGUGGGUACCUUCAGAGAAGUCAUACGUUAUCAAAAUGUUCGCCCACCCAACUGCCAUUACUUCGAUUGCUUGCGACCAAACUGGAAGCUACUUGGCAACCUGUGGAGUUGACCGAAAACUAAAGAUUUGGGACUUGAGGUCCACUUAUGAUCCUCUUUCCGAAAUCUUGCUGCCUAUGUCUGCUUCAACAAUUAAUUUCAGUCAGAAAGGUUUAUUAGCAUUGGGUGCUGCUAAUACCGUACAGAUUUUACGUGACCCCCAUUCCAUUCCACCGUCCAAUGCAUCAAAAAUCUUUGAAACCAUUUCACCUAAUGUUAACCGACGAGUAAUUUCGAAUGCUUAUCUUUCUCACUAUGCGGUUCAUCCAGUUUAUCGUGUACGCUUUUGUCCUUAUGAAGACGUUUUAGGAGUAGGUAGUUCCGCUGGGAUUUCAUCCAUUCUUUGUCCUGGGAGUGCCGAACCUAAUUAUGAUGGUUUAGAAGAAAAUCCUUUUGCCAAUAAACGUUAUAGGCAAGAAAGAGAAGUUAAACGACUUUUGGAUAAGAUUCCAUAUACAAUGAUUUCAUUAAAAUCAAUCGUUGGUGAAGUUCGUCGUGAAGACCUUUUAGAAGAAUGGGAAAAAAAGAAAGCUGUAUUACUUGGACAAGUUCCCAAAGUCGAUACACCUGCUAUUAAACGAAAUAAACGAAAAGGUAGAUCAAAACCUGGCCGAAUCGAGGCAAAAAAGCAAAAUAUACACUUUGAACGUAAAAUGUUUACUAUCAAAGAAGUUUUAGGUGUACGGGAAGCGGAAGAGAAGUUACGACGAAAAGUUUCUUACAAAAAAAACAAUGAUAUAAGCACAUUACCGAGACCUAGUGAAGCUUUAGUAACAAAAAAGAAAUUAUCGAAAAGACGCACAAACACUGCUCUUGAUGUGUUGAUUCCACCAAAAGAAUUUUAAUUUUUAAAUCUUAAUUUCUUUAUCGUUCUCUAACUAACUGUUUGUCUUCAAGUUCUUUUCUUAAAUUUCCCACUAAACUAUUUAAAAU
Molecule: messenger RNA, 2890 nt
Organism: Schistosoma curassoni
Lineage: Eukaryota; Metazoa; Platyhelminthes; Trematoda; Strigeidida; Schistosomatidae
Source: the annotation of a GenBank genome assembly